Dipodomys spectabilis (banner-tailed kangaroo rat) is the source of this 1232-nucleotide messenger RNA. RefSeq names its product prostate androgen-regulated mucin-like protein 1 (gene Parm1). The transcript has 4 exons. The coding region runs from base 234 to 1139 and encodes 301 amino acids. Gene Ontology annotation, cellular component: late endosome; early endosome; Golgi apparatus. NCBI's taxonomy places the organism in Eukaryota, Metazoa, Chordata, Mammalia, Rodentia, Heteromyidae. The record is from RefSeq and is a predicted model, not a curated record.
GAGCAGAAGUGCGCUGGGCGCCGGAGACCGCGCAGCUGACGGAGCCGCGCCGCCCGCGCCUCGCCACGCCGGCCGCCACCCGCGCUGCCCGGGCCGAGCGCUCCCAGCUCCCAGCGUCCGCGCCUUCCGCCCCCGCCGCAGCCAGCAGCCGCUGCCCGAUUCCGGAGCGCACGCUCAGCGCCAGCGAACUCCUCGCCGUCCGCGCCGGCCUCGGCCCCGAGCACCAGGGUAUCAUGGUCUGCCAGACGCUCCUCGCCCUCUGCAUCUUCGCGGCAGGAUUGAGGGUUCAGAGUUUGCCAAUGACAACAUCAACCUUGUUGCCUGUUUCUCUUUCGGCAAAAAUUACUCCACCCACUACCACCUGGACUGGCUCUCCACAGAACUCGGCUGCUGCCACUGGCUUCCCAGCCUCAGGCACUGACAAUGCCUCAGUUGUCCCAAUUACAUCCACAGCUCCAACAUCUAUGUUUUCCAAGGACGUUUCCACCAAGCCUGAAAAAGAAGUGAUCACCAGCCACUCUGCAGCAUGGGAAGGUGCACACACAAAUCCCUCCAUUCCUGGGCUCUUGUCUACCAGCAAUGCUAUUCAUCUGACACCCACACCUGAAGAACACAGCUCAGGAAGUCCUGAGAGUGUGCCAGCUGUAGGGUCUCAGUCCCCACCACUCACCUCCCCACAAGCUCCUGCUUCUUCACCCUCAUACCUAUCGGCCUCCAUGCCUGCGGUUCCUUCUGCCUCCAUCACCCCCAACCUGAGCACUUCUGUGAGCAUUCCAACUACAGCAGCUCCAAUGUCACCUGAAUUCCCAACAGAGGACCACAGCUCUGGUCACAUACCCACUUCCCAUGUCACAGACCAGCCAGGGACCAAGGAGAAAACACCUCAAAAUUCUGAGUCAGGCAAAGUGAUGUGUGGAUCCGAGACUACCACUCCCUUCCUGAUCAUGCAGGACGUGGAACAUGCAUUAAGUUCAGGCAGCAUUGCCGCCAUUACGGUGACAGUCAUUGCUGUGGUGUUGUUGGUAUUUGGAGUUGCAGCCUAUCUGAAGAUCAGGCAUUCCUCCUAUGGAAGGCUUUUGGAUGACCAUGACUACGGGUCCUGGGGAAACUACAACAACCCUCUGUAUGAUGACUCCUAACGAAGAAAGGUGGCCUGUGAUGAGGAAUAACUGUCCUUUAUUUAUAAGUGCUUAUUCAGUAGAAUUAAUAACAAGUACCUGAUGCGCAUUGAA